Messenger RNA from Sitophilus oryzae (rice weevil), 2971 nucleotides. RefSeq names its product toll-like receptor 2. Bases 254 to 2827 code for a protein of 857 amino acids. Gene Ontology annotation, molecular function: protein binding; transmembrane signaling receptor activity. The record is from RefSeq and is a predicted model, not a curated record. Lineage: Eukaryota; Metazoa; Arthropoda; Insecta; Coleoptera; Curculionidae. Gene Ontology annotation, cellular component: membrane. Gene Ontology annotation, biological process: toll-like receptor signaling pathway; immune response. The transcript is spliced from 2 exons.
AUCGCGCGUUUUAUUAUGUCUGUAGAAGGUAGACAGCAUGUUAUAUGCUAAAUAUGACAGUAGCGUAUAGCGAUUCAAGGAGUAUUCCGCACAUCUAGUAAACCUGUGAUUCCGAUUUUCGUUCCACUGUUCCGAGAGAAUAAAAAAAAUGAAGGAUGCGUGCAGUGCAUAGAGAGUGGCGAUUUGAGUUUUAAGAAAAGAUUUUCUUUGAUUUUAAAGACGGAUCUGAAGUCAUGACACCCACGAAGAAAUUAUGCACUUCCUCUGGCUUCUUUUAGCAUUUUCGAGUUUCAACUUGUCCAACUGCUACGAAGAAUGCGACGAGGACAUAUGCCCCCCAGUGGUGAUCAGACAGCAAAUCCCCAACCUCGAACAACUACCCCCGCUGCUUGGAGAAGACAAAGCCACCGGUUGCCUAUGUCGAGGCUUCAACGACACGCGUUCGGUAUGUUUUGGUCGAAGCGGUUGCACUCGCAUGCCCAAAUUCAUGAAAAUACAAUCGCCUUGGUUCAAACUCACCAAUACCCACAUUACCAAGCUGCUUCCAGGUGAUUUCGACCAAAUAGAGCAUUUGAGAGACUUACAGAUUGAGGGAAACUACGAAUUGGAGUUUAUGUCACCUGGAUUGUUCCAAAACUUAUCAAGCUUAGUGAAUCUUUCCAUUUCUUUCAACACCAAACUCAAAACUCUAUCUCCUGACACCUUUACAGGACUAACAGCUUUAAGAAGAUUAUUUUUGAAGAAAAAUGGCUUUGAUACCAUACACGACAUCACUAUAAACCUAAAACCAAGCAUGGUACCAAAUAUAAAAACAUUAAUCUUGGAUUGGAAUAGUUUUGCCGCUAUACAAUCAAACGAUUUUCUACCUAUGACCAACAGCACUCUUCAAGAACUGAGUUUAAUAUUUUGCAGAAUUGACAACAUAGAUCAAGAAGCCUUUGUUCCAUUAAAGAACCUGCGAGCGCUAAGAUUGGGAGAGAAUACAAUAAGCAGCGAUCAACUCUCAGACCUUUUCGAGAGAAUGUUUGAAGCAAACAUAGACCUCAAGGUGCUUAAUUUAUUUUAUAUGGGUUUCAAAAAAUAUGUUCCUAAACGAAUGAUGGAAGUGAUAGCUAAGAUGAACGUAUCACACUUGAACUUGUCAAGAAACAGGUUUGAAGUACUUAAAAACGAAAGUUUUCCAUACAUGCCCAACUUAGAGUACUUGGACUUAAGAGAAAUUCUUCCUUCAAACAUCAGUGAGGACGCUUUUUUGAAUUUUCCCAACUUAAAAACACUUCUGCUAAGUGCUAACAAGCUAACAUCAAUUCCAAAAGCAGUUUUUGUCUUGCAGAAUUUGAUUUAUCUGGAUGCACAAGAAAAUUCACCCGCAGUCAACAACGAAUACUACUUCAGGCUUCAAUAUGAGCAGUUUUCAAACAUGAAGAAACUGGUUUAUCUUAAUAUAAAUUUCAACGGGCUGUCUCAUUUGUUCAAUACAUCUUUCGUAGGUCUCACUCACUUGGAGGUCUUGGAAUUGAAGAACUGUUCAGUAUUUCAUAUUGAAAACAACACUUUCCUUCCUUUAGAAAAUUUGAAGAUGUUAAACCUCGCAAAUAAUUAUCUUUUACAUGACGAUACAAUUCCUAAUGUGUUUUGGAGUUUAACUAAGUUGGAAGUGCUACUUUUAGGUGGUUGUAAGUUGAAAUAUAUUUCGUCUGGACCAAGCAACCCAUUUAGAAACCUAAAAAACCUAAAAUAUUUAGGCUUGGAUAAGAACUUCUUUACAGCAAUAUCACCCACAGAUUUCCUACCAUUAAAAUCAAUCAUUCAAAUUGAUUUAUCAUCCAAUCUGCUCAAUUCUUGGGAGCACAGGAUUCUAAGCUCUAACGAAAACAUCACUAAGUUGAUCGUAUCCAGGAAUAAAAUCUCUGAUAUAACCUUAGCAAUGUAUCAGGACUUUUCCAGGCUAAAUAGUGUGGAUCUUGAUCAAAACGUCAUACAUUGUAGCUGUUUUUUCACUUACGAAGCUUACAGAACUUUUACCAAAGACAACUAUAGUCCAGGAAUCAAAAAUGGGUCGGUUUUUCAGCCUCCUUUAGAGUGUACUUAUCCAGAUAGUCUGGAUAACGUUACCUUGAUGGAUUACUUGACCAGAAAGGAGUACGCGGAGAGUAUAUGUGUUCUAGUUCCCGAAGGAGUGUACUUAUUCUUGCCUUUAUCCAUAAUUGCUAUACUUUUAUCCAUACUAGCUGGGCUGGCUUUUUAUUACAGGUGGCAUAUAAAGUACUGGAUCUUUUUGUCCAAGCUCUACUUGAGUAGAAAAGGAAAAAUUCGUCCUAAAAGGGAGAAAACUGGAUAUACGAACUACGAAUAUGAUGCUUUCGUGUCUUACAGCAACGAAGACAGGGAUUUUGUAGUGAAAAUGGUUACAAUGUUGGAAAACAACGAACCAUUCUUCAGACUUUGCGUCUAUGAGCGAGAUUUUCAAAUAGGAACCAUCAUUUCCGAGAGUAUUCUGGAAAGCGUGGCCAAAAGCCGGAAAACUUUGCUCGUAAUCAGUGAUAACUAUGCUAAAUCACAAUGGUGUCGGUGGGAGAGUCAAAUAUGCGACCAUCACAGGCUAUUCUUCGAAAACGAAGAUGGAGAAUACGUAGAUGAUUCUUUGAUUCUCAUCAAACUUACUUCUGUGAGCGAACAUCAUCUCACACCCACAUUGAAGUACUUGUUGAAAACCAGAAUCUACCUGCAAUGGGAAUUUGAUGAAGGAAAGCAACGGACCUUUUGGGAUAGACUCAGAAACACUUUAGGGCCAACAAGACUACUGAGCGAAGUAACUCGUAUGUAAAUAUUGUGUAAAUAAUGUGAUAUUUUUUUAAAUAAAAUUGUUUUUGUUUAAAUUACUUUUUAUUCAAAAAUAAAUAUGAAAAGGUAGCUCACCAGUAAAACACCUGACGUGUAUAUUUAGUUGCCUAUAAAAAUAAAUUUGCUG